Messenger RNA from Fusarium verticillioides 7600, 735 nucleotides. RefSeq lists its product as hypothetical. The transcript is spliced from 3 exons. Bases 1 to 735 code for a protein of 244 amino acids. The record is from RefSeq and is a predicted model, not a curated record. NCBI's taxonomy places the organism in Eukaryota, Fungi, Ascomycota, Sordariomycetes, Hypocreales, Nectriaceae.
AUGGACGAUGAUAAUACAGAAUUCGGCCAAGACAUUGGCAGUGGUCGAAAGAGAAGUCGAAGUCAAAGCUCUGCAUCCUCCCCAAGUUUGGAAGAACACGAUGAUGCCGCCAGCCCCGAAUCUGCCACGGAUGAGUUCACGAAUGUUGAAUUUAUCCCAGAAACACCUAUCCGGCAGCGACAGACAAGCCAGCCCCUAUUUGAUAGCCCAGCAGGCGAUGUUGAAAACCGAGCCAGUCAACUGCAGCUGCUACCACUUCGAGAAAGUCGACCAACGAAACGAAGGCGGAUGGAGUCCAUUCGUUCCAUUGGAGAUGCAGAGUAUACCCCUCACCGACGGUCUUUACAAAUCCAAGCGAGACGAAACAGCCAGCAGCGAGACGAAACUCCAUCACCAACUAGAACACAUACGUCUGAGUCGCCGGUAGUGACAAAAUUGAGGCCUGUUCCUCAAGGAGCCCCUCGUUUGAUUGAGAAGAAGGGGCAAUACACAAUCAGAAAAGGAGUUCGAAUUCGAGAUUAUAAACUUCCGGGGCCUUCUCCGUGGCCAUGUGCUCUACCAUCCAAUAGCCUGGAAUAUCAAUGCCGAGAUGGAUUCGAUGUGAAGGAAAUAUCGCUUGGAUAUCCUCAACCAAUGGUAAUUCGGCUGCGGGAGAAUGUACACGAACCAAACACAGGGAACUACAAGGGUCCAAAGCCAAGAAGCCCAUCGCUUGGGACAACUGAAAUCACCUAG